CCGCUGUUCCUGGCUGAAUUUCCCUGCUGGCUGACGUCAGCUGACUGCCUCGGCUCUCCGCUCCUCCGGACACAGCGCCGUGUAAAAAUGCUGCUCUCUGUGCCGCCAAGGACAGGAUUCAACCCGUACAACGGCUACACCGGCAAAAACAUCAAGAAGCAGACGUAUGUGUCCCCCUCCAACCAUCAGAUGGCUCCUCCAAGCCCCAACAACAACAGCAAUAGCAACAACAGCACCACCUCCAUCAGCAACGGCAGCAGCAGCAGUGGGGGAGAGCAGCUGAGCAAGACCAACCUGUACAUCCGUGGCCUCCACCCGGGAACCACAGACCAGGAUCUGGUCAAACUCUGUCAGCCGUAUGGGAAAAUCGUGUCCACCAAGGCCAUCCUGGACAAGACCACCAACAAGUGCAAAGGCUAUGGCUUUGUUGACUUUGACAGCCCGGCCUCGGCUCAGAAGGCAGUGACAGCGCUGAAGGCGGGUGGAGUGCAGGCUCAGAUGGCCAAGCAACAGGAGCAGGACCCCACCAACUUAUACAUCUCCAACCUGCCGAUGUCCAUGGACGAGCAGGAGCUGGAGAACAUGCUGAAGCCCUUCAGCCAGGCCAUUUCCACUCGCAUCCUCCGUGACGCCAACGGAACCAGCCGAGGAGUGGGCUUUGCCAGGAUGGAGUCAACAGAGAAAUGUGAAGCCAUCAUCCAACAUUUCAAUGGAAAAUAUAUCAAGACUCCACCUGGAGUACCAGUGCCACCAGAGCCACUGUUGUGUAAAUUUGCUGACGGAGGCCAGAAGAAGCGUCAGAGCCAAGGAAAAUAUCUGCAGAACGGCCGGCCCUGGACGAGAGAUGGGGAGACUGGAGGAAUGACCCUCACCUACGACCCCACCACAGCCUUACAGAACGGGUUCUACUCCUCCCCCUACAGCAUCGCCCCAAACCGGAUGAUGGGGCCGACCUCCCUCUCCCCGUACAUGCAUUCACCUGUGUCCACCUACCAGGUCCACAACCCAUCAUGGCUACAUCACCAGUCAUACAUCAUGCCGCCCACAGGAGCAGUCCUGACGCCAGGAAUGGACCACACCAUGUCCAUCCAGCCGACCUCCAUGAUGGGGCCCCUGACACAGCAGCUCAGCCACCUCUCCAUGGGCAGCAGCGGCACAUAUAUGCCUGCAAACACUUCUAUGCAGGGGACCUACAUUCCCCAGUACACCCAAGUGCCUGCCACCAACAUGUCAGUUGAGGAAAGUGCCGUCCAACAACCUGUUGCCAUAGAGACACCCACAGAACACACAACCUACACCUACCAGCAUAACAAGUGAAGAGUUCGCAGAGAUCUUCCUCUGGAGCCGGAGUGACUCUCAAGGGGCCCCAAGUGCUGACAGUCGGCACAGCGACUCCUCACGUAAGGCACCAGACACUCGGGAGGAACACGGACUGUUACACAGAAAGGACACAAUAAAAAAAAAAAAAGAUAUUUUCUACAAACUCAUAUUUUAAAACAAACUCUUUUACUCCAAACAUGCAAGGCUGGAGGCUAACAGGCAACGGGAAAUGGAAGAACAGAACAAGGAGCUUCUAUUUUGAUAACAGUCACACACACACUACACAUGUUUAAAAGAUUUUUUUGAACGUUAUUCAUCUUCUUUUCUAAAACUACUCUGGGGAGCUAGAACGAAACCAGGAAAAGAACAUUUCAGCACCACAUUUUAUUUUGAGUCAUAUUUUGUUUUGACCUUUUUUUCUUGUAAGAUAUGCUGAUUUGACUUCACUUUUUUUGUCUGAUACUUUCAGGCUUUGAACCUGCCUUUUUGUACAUAAUUCUUUGUUUUGGUGUGUUUCUAGCUUCAUGUGUCCUACUUUGAUUGAUCGGUGCAAAUAUUUGAAAGCUUAAAAAAAAAGAAAGAAGUCAUUCAAAAAGCUGAUGACUCAUGUUUCAGACAGAUAUGGUGCUGACUUGGAUUAGCGUCUCUCUAAGUGGCAGCAAGUUUAUCAGGUAUGAAACCUUACCUGAGGUGGUAUCGCUUCUUUUUGGCACUUGACUCUCGAGUAAUUUAUAGUUCCAACAAUCUCGACAAAGCUUCAGACAAUCAGACGAUCACAAAGAAGAGAAAAUUUAGGGAUGAUUUCAAAGAGAAGACGUCUUUAAAAAAGAGCUAAAUAGAUUAAAAGCAUUCCAGAGAUUAUUAUCAGAAGGUUUUAAAUAUUGGUUUGUGUCGAGCUGCUCCACUUGAUGAACUCCAAAGUUUCUUAACAGGGAUCACAUCUCACACAGAGCUGCCUGUAAAUAAGAGAUUUAAAUUUAUUUAGGCUUUCUUUUGAUUUCCUUUGAUCAGUGUAGUAAUGCUUCAGUUAUUUUAAUAACAAUAUUAUACCAAAUUGUCUGAACACAGCAACGUAUGAAUUGCUGUUUUCAGUUUUGUCCCUUUUAAUUAAAAGGUAAGCUGAAUCUGCAUUACAUCCCAAAAAAUGUAUUUUCUGAAGCAAGAUGUUGUUAUUAGAGUAUGAAGUUCUUAUUACACAGACAUGGAGAUCAACUGGUAAAGCGUGGCUCUGUCCUGUUAUAUCCUCAGAAAACACUAUCAAGGUUUAUUAUGGAUGAUCACGGCCAGUACUGAGAUGCUUAAUACUGGCCAUCGUUGUGUGUUUGCAUCUACUUCUGCAUUUCUGUUUUUCACCCUCAUGGGUUUUUUUUUUUUUUUUUACAUUUCUUAUUUAAAAGUUUUUUUUUAAAUUCAGUUUUAAUACUUUUAAGAUUGAUCCUAUUUUUCAAAGAAGUUUUGUUUUUUAUUUUUGAUAGUGUGUUGUGUGCUUCAGAUAGCGAGAAAUAGAUGUUUUUAACUUCUUCUUUUUUUUAAAAUAGUGAUUUGUUUGUAUGUUUGCAUACUUCACUCGGUCUGGUUUCAGUGUUGAUGUCAAAAAACUUUAAAGGGGAACACCACCUACUGUAAGAAUUCAAACAUGUUUUUUCCAUGGCCUAGGAAAGUUCAAUUAAUAUUUGUGAACAUGAGCUGCUUUCUCUCAAAGCCAGAAACCAGAGAAGUAAGUUUCAAACUUGUGAUGUCAUCAAGUAAGUCUGCAGCUGCUCCAUAGACAAUGGCUGAUUUUUAUAUCCAAAUGAGCCUUAUUCUAUUGUAAGAAAUGUUCCCAUAUAGACGAAAACCCUGUGACGUCGCAGUAAAAACAAUCACUUCCAAAAAGGGAACUGGCACUUGAUUAAAAUUGCAGAUAUAUAAAAUUGGCAAACUUGUGUAUUUCUUUUGUCAUUUUCAGCUGUAACUAACAUUUAAAGAUGUAUAGUCAAACACAGUGGUCUGACCUAUCUGAUGUUUCUGCUCCACUUAUUUUAUGUGCUGUGUAUCUUUGCUAGCAUCUUUGAUAAACCAAAUCUGCCAGCACAGAAGAUACAAAUGUACUGCUGUAGACAGGGGACGCAGCGAAACGUAUUUUUGCCACCUAAGAAAAAUCAGUAUAUUACAGGUUGUUUUUAAUGGAGCCUGGUGGGUUUGCAAUAAUGGCCUCGGGUACCUGUCAAAAAAGGAUAUCUGACGGCAAGGUAAAGUGGGGAAAAUAUUAUACACUUAAUUUUAGGUAGAUAAAAACUAAGCAGGUGAGUAUUGUGCUGUUUCAUAUAAUGUACGUGACACGGAGAUUUUCUACCUGAAAGUUAUUGUAAACAUUGUGAUUAACAUCUUUCCUAAUUCAUUGUCUAUGGACAUGCUCCAGACUUUAUACUUGAUGACAUCAAAAAUUUGAGUUUUGGAUUUAGGAGAGAGUUCAUAUUUACUAAUAUUUUUGGACUGUUUUAACCCAGGGUGGCACUGUGGUGCUGCACUGUCGCCUCACAGCAAGAGGGUUCCUGGUUCAAUCCCAGGAGGGAGCCCUUCUGUGCAGAGUAGGCAUGUUCUCCCUGUGUCAGUGUGGGUUUUCUCUGGGUACUCCGGCUUCCUCCCACAGUC
Epinephelus moara (kelp grouper) is the source of this 3954-nucleotide messenger RNA. RefSeq names its product RNA-binding motif, single-stranded-interacting protein 2-like. Gene Ontology annotation, molecular function: mRNA binding. The transcript is spliced from 14 exons. Bases 88 to 1317 code for a protein of 409 amino acids. The record is from RefSeq and is a predicted model, not a curated record. Gene Ontology annotation, cellular component: cytosol. Lineage: Eukaryota; Metazoa; Chordata; Actinopteri; Perciformes; Serranidae.